AUGCUGCAGCCACGAAUAUUGUCUCUUUCCUCUCGGAGAGCGCUGGCUAGUUGCCAGUGCUCUUCAACGUUCGCCCGGCGCGCCUAUGCGACAGUCCAACGAUCAGCACCACCGCCCCCCGACCCAGCGAAAGACUAUGUACCCUCGAUUCCCAGGGGUGACAGAGCACCUCCCAGACCUGCGAGGGACUACAUGCCAUCCGUAGCCAAGACGGAAAGGGAGUCGACCGUCAUGAUGCGCACCUACAAGCCCCGAACGCCCGGUGUACGGCAUCUGAAGCGACCGAUCAACGACCAUCUGUGGAAGGGCAGACCGUUCUUGCCCCUGACUUUCCCAAAGAAGGGUAUGGCCAAGGGUGGACGCAACAACCUUGGCAAAAUCACCGUCAGACAUCGAGGAGGUGGCGUCAAGCGGAGGAUAAGGACAGUCGACUUCCACCGUUGGCUAGCCGGUCCCCAUCUCGUCGAGCGCAUUGAGUACGACCCGGGCCGCAGUGCACAUAUCGCCCUGUUGACUGAGGAGGCAACCAACAAGAAGACAUACAUCGUAGCGCCCGAAGGUACGAGAGCCGGAGACGUUGUCCAGAGCUAUCGGGCUGGCAUCCCGCAGGACCUUCUCGAAAGUAUGGGUGGAGUCAUAGAUCCGGGUAUUCUGGCUGCCAAAACAGCGCACCGAGGCAACUGUCUACCGUUGCACUUGAUUCCUGUCGGUACGCCCGUGUUCAAUGUCGGGUCGCACCCCAAAGGAGGUGCCGUGUUCUGCCGAAGUGCCGGUACCUUCGCAGUCGUGGAAAGCAAGGACGAGGAGGUGAGAGAGGAUGGUGUGAAGGUCGUGACUGGCAAGUAUGUCACAGUCCGGCUGCAGUCUGGAGAAAUCAGAAGAGUCAGCAAGGAUGCUUGUGCCACUAUAGGUGUUGCAAGCAAUCCUCACCACCAUUAUCGACAACUCGGAAAGGCAGGCAGAAGUCGCUUGUUGAACAUCAGACCGACGGUGCGCGGUGUCGCCAUGAACAAAGUCGAUCAUCCUCACGGUGGUGGUCGUGGUAAAUCCAAGGGUAACCGACACCCUACCAGUCCUUGGGGCACACCGGCGAAAGGUGGUUACAAAACGCGCAGGAAGAGCAACCCCAACAAGUGGGUUGUGGUGCCUCGUGCAAGAAAUCACGGCAAGCGGCGGGACAAGAAGGGCAAGAAAGCUUAG
Anthostomella pinea is the source of this 1200-nucleotide messenger RNA. The record is from the annotation of a GenBank genome assembly. Lineage: Eukaryota; Fungi; Ascomycota; Sordariomycetes; Xylariales; Xylariaceae.